Molecule: messenger RNA, 1234 nt
Organism: Odocoileus virginianus texanus
Lineage: Eukaryota; Metazoa; Chordata; Mammalia; Artiodactyla; Cervidae
Source: RefSeq, a predicted model, not a curated record
UGGGGGAGAAAGUGGUCUCCCUAUCGUAUCCCUCCACCAUCUUCAAAAGAGUUGGGAUGAAGCUUUAGCAAAGACUGCUGAAGCAUGGGCAAAGAAGUGUAAAUUCAAGCACAACUCGUGUUCAACACAAGUAUUUAAAUGCCAUCCAACUUUUCAAUUUGCUGGAGAAAAUCUCUGGUUAGGUCCAUUAACCGCAUCUGUAACAAAAUUUGCUGUUGAUAUGUGGUAUGAUGAAGGAAAAUUUUAUCAUUUUAGUACAAAAUCAUGUUCCAAAAUUUGUGGCCAUUAUACACAGGUAGUUUGGGCCUCUUCAUUUAAAGUUGGUUGUGGACUUGCAAUUUGUCCAAAUCUUGGGAGCCCUGACACUGCACUAUUUGUAUGUAACUAUGCACUUGUAGGAAACUACCCAAAGGUGUCCCCUUACAUUAGUGGAACACCCUGCUCUAUGUGUGAAGGAGAUACUUGCGAAAACAAACUCUGCCGUAAUAAAGAACGUGAUAAACAUCAUAGAUAUCCAAGUUGGAACCCAUCAGGGACACGUCAGCUGAUAGCAUGUAAUCCAUUGUACCUAAUUUCUGUCCUUCUGACAAUAUUUUAAAUGUCUUUUAUGUACAAGGGAAAUUCUCUGACAUGACAAUAAAGAAAUAGAUUAUGGUUAACUGUAACUCUUACCUGUUUAAUUACUAAGGCUUCUAAAUGCUUUAUCUGUUAUCUAAAUUUAAUGUGUUUUUAAUUCAAAAGAUGUACUAUAAUAUAGAAGGGUAGCAAUAAAACAAAGCAAAACAUAAGUAACUUAAAAAUUAUUUUACAUGUAUCAAGAGUCUUGUUCUCUAAUAUUCUAGAUGGUCUUUUAGUUAGAGUACACUUAAAGAAUUAAACAUUUCAGAUAGUAGGUAUUUUCCUUAAAUGCCAGUAGUUCUCUUAAGAGUUCCCUCGUUAUUCAGAAACAAAAAUGUUAUUAAGGAAAGUUUCAAAUAGCCUGUAAUGUUAUAUUAUGGUCAUAGUCAAUAGUUGGGGAAAAUGAUGAGAACAGUUAAACUCAAAAAGGAAGAAUUAGGAAAUUUUAAUCUCUUUUAGGAGAUUUUAUUUUUAAAUGUACCCUGUAUACAUAACAGGAUGCAGGUAUACCUUUUAAAGUCCUGUACAAAAUUAUCUGUAGUAUAAUUAACAACAUCUCUACAAACCAAAAAACUCGUGCAUUCUGGCAUUUUUUUGUCUGAAGACCAAAAAAAAA